Molecule: messenger RNA, 2058 nt
Organism: Aureobasidium musti
Lineage: Eukaryota; Fungi; Ascomycota; Dothideomycetes; Dothideales; Saccotheciaceae
Source: the annotation of a GenBank genome assembly
AUGAAAUUUACAUGUACGGCGUUGCUUACCUUUGCCGGGCUGGCAUCAGCAGUGUCCAAGUACGACGAGUAUAUCCUGGCUCCUAAAUCUCGAACCCUUCACCCCGUUGCAGUCUACCAGGACAAGGUCAAUGGAACAGUCAUUGGAGCUUCUAGUCUUGCAAGCGACUCAACAGGCUCAGCCAUUUUCAAAGGCAUCUCAGCUGUCACAUACGAUUUUGGCGUCAAUAUUGGUGGUCUUGUCAGCUUGACCAUCGGUAACAAGACAGACACGAACCAGUCUAUCGCCAUUACCUACUCCGAAAGCUCCCAAUGGAUCUCUGGCAUUGCUUGUGAUGCUACUCAAGACUCGGGCAUGGAUGAAGCAUUGUGGUUCUAUCCUUCGGGUCCUGGUGUCGUGUCCGUGGAUCGACAGCAUGAAAGAGGUGGCUUCAGAUAUCUGAGUCUGAUCCAUAACACUACAGGUGACAUAGAGAUCACGCAGGUGACGGUCGAAUUUACGCCUUCACCGACUACCGAAGACUUGAGGAAUUACACUGGUUUCUUCCACUCUGAUGAUGAGUUAUUGAACCGCAUUUGGUAUGCAGGGGCGUAUACCAUUCAGAUGGUCGCGAUCGAUCCAGCAUACGGGGACGCGCUUAUCCACUCGGAUCAGAUCAACUCUAGUGUGCCUGGUGAUACAGUGGCGCCCUGGUCAUGGUAUGCCAAUACCACUAUAGCCAACUCGAGUGUUGUUCUUGUUGAUGGCGCAAAACGUGAUCGUCUGAUUUGGCCUGGAGAUAUGCAUGUUAUCACCCCAUCUCUCUUCGUCUCGACCAGCGAGGAUGCAGCCAUCACGAACUCCAUCGACAACUUGUUCUCUCUACAGAAUGCGUCUGGCAAACUUCCUUAUGCUGGAUACCCAUUCAAGCAAGACACAUAUUCCGCAACCUAUCACCUGUACAACCUCAUUGGCGUUUCUGACUACUACAAGUUCACAGACGACCUCGAGUACGUCCAAAACAAGUGGAAUGCCUGGAAACUUGGGCUCAACUUCUCGCUCGGCUUUAUCGACGAAACUGGUCUGAUGAAUGUCACAAGUCCUGAUGACUGGCUUCGCUUCGGACAGGGAGGUCACAAUAUUGAGGCAAACGCAAUUCUAUACUUCACCAUCAAUGAGGGUCUAACCUUGGCUGCCGCCCUCAACGACAGCAGCGUGAAGUCGUCCUGGGAAGCUUAUGCAUCCGGUAUCAAAGAAGCAGCAAACAAUCUGCUCUGGAACGCAACAGCAGGCCUCUACCACGACAACGAAACAACCACACUUAUGCCACAGGAUGGAAACAGCUUUGCAGUGCUUGCCAACCUCACCAACAAUGCCACCCAAGCCUCCGCCAUCAGCAAUGCUCUGCGCGCACGCUGGGGCCCUUAUGGUGCACCUGCUGUGGAGGCAGACUUUGCAGUAUCUCCUUUCAUAGGGGCAUUCGAGCUCGAGGCCCAUUUUCGCGCCAACAAUGUCACUGCUGCUCUUGAACUCAUGCGUUUGAGGUGGGGUUUCAUGCUCGACGACCCGCGCAUGACCAACAGCACAUUCAUUGAGGGUUAUGCCUUUGAUGGAGCGACUAAAUACGCGCCAUACACCAACGAUCCUCGUAUCUCACAUGCACACGGCUGGUCCACAGGCCCCACAGCGUUCCUGUCCCAAUACAUCGCUGGCAUCCAACUUGUCACCGCCGGCGGAAGAACCUGGAAGAUGACACCCAGACUGGGCGAUCUGAGUACUGCUCACGCAGGCUUCUCAACUUCAGUAGGCACAUUUGAGGUGUACACCAACGUCACUUCCAGCGGCAGCAUAUCUAUGGACUUUUCAGCUCCAGUGGGCACUAGAGGUGGUGUGGCCGUGCCUUAUCCCUCGUGCGCUGGAAUCAUGAGAUUGCACGAGGUGCAAGGCAGAUGCAANGAUGUGGUUUUCGACAUCCAAGCUGCGGCGAACCAGACUGGAGAUAUCGAGGUCGAAGGAUUGGUGGGAGGUGAUUGGCAACUUAGAUUCAACUGCGGUGCCGACUCUUUGAGCCAAGCUUAA